AUGUUCUCUUCCACAUAUGACUCCAACUUUUUCCCUAACUUCCCUUUGUCUACUUACCCAAUCCUUCCUUUUCUCAUUGAAUCUGAAAAUGAUUUUGCAAGCCACACUCUUCUUGUUGAGGACCCUCUUGUUGUUCCCCUCACACAUGAUCCUCCUCCAUUCCCUGAAGAAACCGUUGCCAAUUUUGCAGUUGCUGAUCAUCACUGCACUGCCAUGCUUGAUAAUCAACACGAUGCAGCAGCAAACACUAACUAUGGUUCCCACUAUGGUAGCAGCAUUUCCAAUUUCCUCACCCAUCAGAAACCUGCAGCAGCCACAGCCAAAAAAGACAGGCACAGUAAGAUUCACACAUCUCAGGGUUUGAGGGACCGGAGGGUGAGAUUAUCAAGCGAAAUAGCCCGGAAGUUCUUUGAUCUUCAGGACAUGUUAGAGUUUGACAAACCAAGUAACACCCUCGAGUGGCUCUUCACAAAGUCUGAGAAUGCAAUCAAAGAACUAGCCCGAAGUAAGCAUAGCGGUAGUGUUAGUACUGGGGGUGACAAGUCUUCACGCGACCCUUCUGGGGAUUCAAAUAACAACUUCAACAACAACAAAUCAAUGGUGGGUGGUGGUGUUGGUGAUGGUUCUAAAGGGAGGAAGCUGAAAUGGGCACAGAGGGAUGAUGCUUGUAUUCAGAACAAAAAAGAGUCAAGGGAAAGGGCAAGGGCAAGGGCAAGAGAAAGGACUUGUUUCAAGAAGUGUAGCAGUAUAAGGGUGCAGCAGCAGAAGGACUUUGAUGAAAGGUGCCCUGCAACAACAAACACUACUCAAAUGCUGCACCAAUUGUGGUCUUCCAUUCAGCCUGAACCUGAAGAACCUCGUGCAAGAUGGGUUCAGCCUUAUUAUAACCCUUAUUUCGUUGAUGAUAAUGAAGCUCCAAGAGAUCAUGGCUUUAACGUCAUUGAAGAAUCUAUUAUGAUAAAAAGGAACAUGAAGCCGUUAUCUCAACCAAACCUUGUGAUCCCUAGGGAAGCAAGUUUCAACAACAAUGAGUUCCCCCUAUUACCCUAUUCCACUACUCCAAACUGGGAGAGUACUAAUGGGGCCGUUAACUAUUGUGGAAUAAGCACCAUGAAUCUAUCUACGUGUUUCAUGAACCCGUGAUUUGUAGAGCUACAUUCAAAAUCUUUGGAAAAUUCUUGGGACCAGUGCAUCAAUCAGAGUCGACACUAAAAUGUGCUAGUUUUCGGUAAAAUCUGAUCAGAACGAAAUUCUCAAGUGUGCUUUGCGUUGUAAUCAUCAUCUCUCAUAGUUCUGUGUUUCUUCUCUCUAUCAUAAACUUUUUU
This is a messenger RNA of Glycine soja, 1325 nucleotides long. RefSeq names its product transcription factor CYCLOIDEA-like. Gene Ontology annotation, biological process: regulation of secondary shoot formation. The record is from RefSeq and is a predicted model, not a curated record. Bases 1 to 1143 code for a protein of 380 amino acids. Gene Ontology annotation, molecular function: sequence-specific DNA binding; DNA-binding transcription factor activity. NCBI's taxonomy places the organism in Eukaryota, Viridiplantae, Streptophyta, Magnoliopsida, Fabales, Fabaceae. The transcript has 2 exons. Gene Ontology annotation, cellular component: nucleus.